Messenger RNA from Amoebophrya sp. A25, 1090 nucleotides. The record is from the annotation of a GenBank genome assembly. Lineage: Eukaryota; Dinophyceae; Syndiniales; Amoebophryaceae.
CUUGUGUAUGUUCUUGCCUCAUUUCUGACGACGGAGACCACGAACUACAAAAAUACCAUGAUGACGAGCUCUGUUGUAGUUGAUCAUGUCAACAGUGAAAAUAUCAUGGCACCAGCUGACCACGCUCAGCCCGCAGCCUUCGAUAACGUCAAGAACACGCGUCUGCCGCAGCUGGCAGACUUAUCGUGGUGUCGGAAUCCUCUACUGCGCGCGUUGUUUGUCGAUCGGUGGCCUUUGCGCCAGCUUCUGGCUCAUUUUCUAGAGCCAUCGCAAGCACAUGACCAUGAACCUGAUGGGCCUUUUGCACAAAGUGAUAUAGAAGCUAAGAAUGGAGGGAGUGGCUCAAAUGCAAAAAGCAAUUAAGGCUACUUUGCAUCUUCUUGCUGUUCAUGUUUUACCUCCAGAUGAUGUGCUAGCUCGUGCUGCAACUGUGAGGGGGAAUCUCCUCUGUCUAGGUUAGUACUAGCUUCGUGGACCACUGUACUUUCAAAAGGAAAAAUUUUAUAAAUAAGGAUGAAAUAAACUACUUUCUCAGCACCACUAGAUGACUAUCACUAUCCAGCACUAGAAGUCGGAACUACAACAUAUUAAUGCACGAAGAUGAAAAGCUGGUGGGCAGUUUCUAAGAGAGACGCAGCAGUUUCAAGAACGCUGUCUCUGCGGAACAAGCGGGUGACCUGGUGUCAGCUCUGAACUUAGACGGAGACGAGCAAGCGCACUUCGGAUCUCUUGUGAUAUUGGGACUUUAUCUUGUUUUGGAUGAGCAACUUCUUUUGGCCAUUUUGUCGCAUCCUACCUUUACCCAAGUGAACGCGCCGUGCCCAAAGACUGGCGGAAGUUGUCUCCACAUAGCUGCGGCCCUAGAUAAACGGAGAGUGGCUUAUGCCAUACUGGAGCGCUAUGACUUCCUAGUCCUUCACCUGCGAGACGCCCGGGGAGAUGGAGCGCUGGAUCUCUGUCGGGACACCAUAAGUGGCCGCAAAAUACGACACGCGAUUUUGAGCCAUCCUCAGUGGAACGGGAAAGGACAUUCUAAUUCAGUUCUAGCAGCAUACGAUAGUCAUAGUGCGAAGCAGGGAGUUUAUAGUCG